This is a messenger RNA of Eucalyptus grandis, 1887 nucleotides long. RefSeq names its product chaperone protein dnaJ 49. The record is from RefSeq and is a predicted model, not a curated record. Gene Ontology annotation, cellular component: endoplasmic reticulum membrane. Gene Ontology annotation, molecular function: Hsp70 protein binding. Gene Ontology annotation, biological process: cellular response to misfolded protein. Lineage: Eukaryota; Viridiplantae; Streptophyta; Magnoliopsida; Myrtales; Myrtaceae. The transcript has 2 exons. The coding region runs from base 205 to 1308 and encodes 367 amino acids.
CUCUCUCUCUCUCUCUCAAAAAUCGCCUGAUCUAUAAAUCCAACCUCUAAUCCGCUCCACCUCCGUCGGAUUCAACGCCCCGCCGUCGCGAAUUCCGCAAUUUUCCGGUCCCGAAUUCGGGGUUUGUCGCGGCCUCCGGCGAUCGCCGGCGCUCCGUCUAGGGUUUCCUGCUCGAUCGAUCCGUCGAUUCGCGGCGCUGCGGAGAUGGACGGCAACAAGGACGACGCCCGGAAGUGCCUGAAGAUCGGCAAGGAGGCGCUCGAGUCCGGCGAUCGCGCCCGCGCCCUCAAGUUCGUCGCCAAGGCCCGCCGCCUCGAUCCCGGCCUGCCGGUCGACGAUCUGCUGUCGAAAAUCGAGGGGCAGUCCAAUUCGCAGUCGGAAUCGGCCACCAACGGUGAGGGGCCGGCGCCGGACCGAUCCGGCGCGGCGCAGUCGGAUCAGCAGAGGCCGUCGGUUCGGCACCGGGGCCCGUCGGCGGGUGGUUCGUCCUCGGCGUCGAGCGGCGCGGCGUCGUACACCGAAGAGCAGAUUGCGAUGGUGAGGCAAAUUAGGAAGAAGAAGGACUUCUAUGAGAUAUUAGGGGUGGAGAGGAGCUGCACCGUGGAGGAUGUGCGGAAGGCCUAUAGGAAGCUUUCCCUGAAGGUUCAUCCUGACAAGAAUAAGGCUCCCGGGGCCGAGGAGGCGUUCAAGGCGGUUUCCAAGGCCUUCCAGUGCUUGAGCGACGAGGAGAACCGGAAGAAGUAUGAUGUCACCGGUUCUGAUGAGCCUGUUCACAUGGCUCGGGCGGCCAGGCGCGGCCCGGCGCAAGGAUUCAACGGAUUUUACGAGGCGGAGUUCGACGCCGAUGAGAUAUUUAGGAACUUCUUCUUCGGUGGUAUGCACCCAGCAACUACUACGCAGUAUCGAGGGUUUAGCUUCGGGACUGGAAUGGGGCAGAGACAGGCGGAUAAUGGGUCGAGUGGGUUCAAUCUGAGGAUAUUGAUUCAGCUGCUUCCCGUCAUUUUGAUCCUGCUAUUGAACUUCUUACCAUCUUCGGACCCGAUUUACUCUUUAUCCAGGACGUAUCCCUAUGAGUACAAGUACACGACACAGAGGGGUGUGAAUUAUUAUGUUAAGUCCACCUCAAAGUUUGAUCAGGAUUAUCCCCCGGACAGCUACGAAAGAGGGAGGCUUGAGGUGAAGAUCGACAGGGAUUACAUCUCCAUCCUGUCGCAGAAUUGUAGGGUCGAGAUGCAGAGGCGGCAAUGGGGAUUUAUAAGGGAGAUGCCGCAUUGUGACAUGUUGCAAAAGUUCGAGGGAGUGGCUUGAUGAGCGUGGAGAUGAGAUUGUCCAAUGGAUACAUUUCAUCCAUUGGCUCUUGCGAGGAGGUGUUGGCUUUCAUGAGCAAGCUUAGGCAAUGGACUCGAAAGUAAUUUUUGUUAUGAAUGCGGAACUGAACUUCCCUCUUACACCUUUAGCUAGUAAUGCCCUUCAGCCUGGGUUUGAGACAUAUCAUAUGAAUUUCCACCAUAGGUUAUUCAUGUUUGUUUAACUAUAAUAGUUUUGAACGGUCAAUGUGACUCCACCAUGCAUCUGGAGUCAUCAUCAUUUCCGAAUUUAGAUAUGAAGCUACUGUAAUGCUCUUAAUAUCAUCGAGUUCCUUGCACAUAUGGUACUACCGGGCUCUAUUCUCCAGCUAACUGUAUGGCUGUUUAUAUGGAAGCGGUUGUUGCUCUGCUGUGGAGAAGACUUGGCUUCAUACAAUAAAUUUCUGUGGUGGGAUGCCAUGGACUCUGCAGACGAUACUUAAAAGCAUUUGUUUUGCUGCAAUGCAGCUUGUUUCCUGUUAUAAACCUAUGAUUUAGUGGGAAAAGUCAUUAAUUUCAUCACAUGUGAGUUGUUUGGAUC